Messenger RNA from Camellia sinensis, 931 nucleotides. Lineage: Eukaryota; Viridiplantae; Streptophyta; Magnoliopsida; Ericales; Theaceae. The record is from RefSeq and is a predicted model, not a curated record.
AAAAUGUGACCCAUUUAUAGCACGAGGCAUCACAGUCAGGAACACAGCUGGAGCAGUGCAACAACAGGCCGUGGCACUAAGAGUGGGCUCUGACCUCUCAGUGUUCUAUCAAUGCAGUUUUGAAGCGUACCAAGACACACUAUAUGUCCACUCUUUGCGGCAAUUCUUUAGAGAAUGCGAUAUUUAUGGAACUGUAGACUUUAUUUUUGGAAAUUCUGCUGUUGUUUUCCAAAACUGCAACAUUUAUGCUCGUAGUCCUCCUAACAAGACCAACACCCUAACUGCACAAGGCAGAACAGACCCUAACCAAAACACCGGAAUUUCAAUCCACAAUUGCAAGGUCACCGCUGCUUCGGAUUUGGUACCAGUGCAGAGCACAGUCAACACAUACCUUGGUCGGCCAUGGAAGAUGUACUCGCGCACAGUCUUUAUGAAUACUUUUCUCGAUUCGUUGAUUAACCCAGCAGGAUGGAUGCCUUGGACUGGAAAUUUUGCUCUUAGUACUCUGUACUAUGGGGAGUACAUGAACACUGGUCCUGGCUCGUCCACCGCUGGCCGGGUGAAGUGGCCUGGCUAUCAUGUCAUUACUAGCGCGACUGUGGCUUCUCAAUUCACAGUGGGCAGCUUCAUCUCUGGAAACUCGUGGUUGCCAACAACCAAAGUGCCGUUCACGCCCGGCCUUUGAUUUACGUCUGCAUGCAUGGAUGACUUCUCCAUGGCAACGCAUUUAUUUUCUUUCAACAAAAUAAAGGUCACAAAAAAUAGAAGAAAAUGUGGUGCUAAUAUAUGGUAAUUGUUAAUAACUAUUGUUGUAUCAUUUUCUCUAAUUUUUUAUUUUUAAUUUCAUUAUUUUCUUAUUGAGUUGUUUUUGUUUCUGUAAUUACUUUUUUAUAGAAGAAAAUGUGGAGCAUGUUUUUGUUUCUUAUGAUAA